This is a messenger RNA of Struthio camelus australis, 2543 nucleotides long. The record is from RefSeq and is a predicted model, not a curated record. Lineage: Eukaryota; Metazoa; Chordata; Aves; Struthioniformes; Struthionidae.
UUUAACUAUAAGUAAGAGUAAUUUAUUUUAAACAGUCAAAAUCACCUAGAGAAGAACCUGUAAGGCUCCUACAUGUUAAUUAGCCUUACAAUUACAAAUAUUUGUCAUCACAGAGCAAAAAAUGGCAUGUCAGCUAUUAAUUCAGAAAGGCAAAAUAAAAUAAUACCUUCUGCCUAUGAUCUGUCCAUUUGUUCCGGUCAGCUUCACAAACCGUGUUUAAGGAACGUAGUUCUGGUGAGCUACUCGCUUUGGUUAAAUGUUACUGAUAGUCUGAACUGCUGUACAGUUGUCUACGGCAAAAUUACCACUGCUCAGAAGUGAAAAACAGGAAGACCAUAGAGAGAUAACAUAGACGGAUGAAGCAAAUACAUUUUUCUUUCUCUCAACAAAAUAUACUUGCAAAGCAGUCCGCAUCUUCAUAGGGUUGUUCGCACUGACUUCUGUGCUCUGCGCUGCCUGAGGGUGCCCCAGGAGACAAGCUCACAGUUUAAUUUAAAUAAUUUCAGCAUUUCCUAUUGACUGUUCUCGGCUUUGUUAUUUGAUGCUGCCUGGCUAACAUGUUUUGGCGGGCUACGUUCUGCUCUGAUUGGCUCCUCUCGGGUAUUGUGCGCAGAGGCUAGGCACCUAGCUCCAGGCGGAAGAUUUCCUACAGAUGCUGGGCUCCUAAAGCUUAAAUGCUGCGAUGGUGAAUGGCACUGAAAAUGCUAUUUUGUGUAUAUGGCCAAAAAUGUUAAGCCUUUCACAAAGCCAAGUAAUAUUAAAGAUAUUACAGUGAUAUCAAGGACAGCUUGUUGUUAUUUUCUGAAGGUAAGAUGCCUUUAUUUAUUAAAACAUAAAUAAAAUGCCUAGGAACAUUGAGAGAGAGACAGCAUUUUAGGAAAAUGACCAAAAGUACUAAGAUACAGACCAAAAGGAAACAGGAAGGAAGGUGACAACCUGCAUUUCACAACAUGAAGUGGCAUAGAAGAGGACCUUUGAAAGCAGUGUGUGCUGAUGGAGAAGAGGAAGAGUAGAACUGUCUUUGCUACGUCUUCCUUAGUUAUAUAAUGCUUUUCUUUAUUUUUAUUCCCCCUUUCCUUUAAAGAUAGCAAAUGCUGUUCUAAUUCUGAAAAGGGUAUUUUCAUCAUCACUUUUCAAACACAAAUUUCUGAGGGUUUAGUUCUUAGAAUCAUUGCCUCCAGUGACAACAGUCCCAAAAGCAGUAAAAUUAUUCCCAGGACAGGUGACGCCACGUCACUUUUCAGAAUUUUUUUUUUUUUGUCCUUGGCACGCUGCUUAGAAUUGAAGAUGCAGAGAUGUUGGUGGCCUGCAGAGCAACACAGUCCACUUAGAUGUAUCUCUUUGCUGCACGCACAGACAGAAAUUUGAAGAUGGAAGAAAAGGGAGGGGGGCAGUUUCAGAGUGAAGAUGAGCGGUGAAGAGAUUCCUGUGUGUGCAGUAAAACUUGGGAAGAACUUCUGCCUCUAUUUUGCAGACGAUGAUGAGCUGGAAUGUGAUGCCUUAUGUACGGAAAAAAUUCUCAAACAACGAGUCUUUCGAAAUGUAAAUAGACAGUUGCUUGUGGUUCAACCAGAUUUAAACGUGGCAGCUUUUGAAGAUGUGACAGAUCAGGAGAUGAAUUCUGGCAGUGGAAUGCACUUCAACAUUCACUGUUACAAAACUACCACGCCUUCAGCAGGGAUGCCUGUUGCAUUCAGCAUCCAGAUAGAAGACAAGAAUUACUACAUGUGUUGUGAGAAAGAACUUGGGAAAACGAUUGUUCGAUUUCGCGAAGGAGAAGUUCCCACAGAAAUUCCUGGAGAAAGUAACUUCAUCUUUUUCAAAAAGAUGUUUACAUCUUGUAGCUCCAAAGCAUUUAAGUUUGAAUAUUCACUAGAACAAGGAAUGUUCUUGGCCUUUGAGAAAGAAGGCUCCUUAAGAAAAUUAAUUUUAAAGAAAAUGUCAAGUGAAGAUGAAGUGGAUGAAACCAUGAAGUUUCUAGAUUAAGUCAAUAUGAAACUCAUAACCUGUGACAUACUUGGAUAGUCUUACAAUAUGUUUUCUGGCUUAAAAAAAAUAAAUUUUAUUCUUUCUUCAUCUGAGGCAAGCUAGUUUUGUAUUUUUAGCUUGCUACCACAAGUCAGUGCAAAAAAUAGCAUCUUACAGAGGAAAACAAAUUAAAUUUAUCGGGGGAAAGAACCAGGAGAGGAACGAUUUCUAGUCAGAUAGUAGGAGAACUAUAUAAUGAAGACACAAGAGCACGCACGCCUCUGUAGUCCUCUAUAGUCUCGUCCCUAACCCCUUUAGUGUCUGCUGUUCAAACGUAGGUAUUUUUCACAUAUGAAUUAGACCUGUUAAGGGGAGGAAGAAAAAGUAUGCUCUUAUUUAAGCCCUCCCCUCUUCCCGAAAGAGAGUUAUAGCUAACCAAAACCCAGAGACCUGAAGAAUCCACAACAUACAAAUCCUUAGAAAACCUGAUUUCAUAAGCAGACCAUGCACUUGGGCCAUAAACACUCAAGAACGGCUUCUCUGCUUCAGGAUGAUUUCCUGAGUGUCUUCACCAA